Molecule: messenger RNA, 1498 nt
Organism: Pieris brassicae (large cabbage white)
Lineage: Eukaryota; Metazoa; Arthropoda; Insecta; Lepidoptera; Pieridae
Product: secretory phospholipase A2 receptor-like
Exons: 5
Coding region: 22-948 (308 amino acids)
Source: RefSeq, a predicted model, not a curated record
UUUUCAUUGCUUGUUGUAACAAUGUCUUUAUUAAUAUUAGUUGUGUUAUCGCUAUGUUUGAACAAUAUCAGUUCCCAAAAAUUCCGUAUGGACUACAUGUGGGCCCACGCAUUCAAAACGUUUUAUCGACUUCACGACUUGGCAACUGACUGGGAUCAAGCGCGGCAAAUGUGUGAAGCUGAAGGGACCACACUCCUUAUACCAUCAAGUUUAGAUGAAAUAGAAAACCUGAAACUGCUUAUGAGCAAUAUGAAAGCGCACUACACUGGGGUUUUUAUAGGAAUCCAUGACCAAUUUUCUGAUGGCCACUACGUCACUGUCAAAGGUGAACCCAUAACGGGAACAAUUUUGGAACUAUUGUGGGCAGAAGGUCGCCCGGACAACUUAAACGGGUCAGAGCACUGUGUCAUCAUGACUAGGGAAGGGUUGUUUGAUGAUCGGCCUUGCUCUGAUAUUUUUCCCUUUGUCUGUAAAAUAUUAGGGAAUGAUACGCAAUAUAAUGAGCCAUGUGAUAGUUUCGAUAUGGGUUAUGAACAGCAUACUUUAAUAAAAAGCAAAUGCUAUAAGUUCCACGGUGAACCAUUGUCAUGGCACGACGCGUAUCUUGCUUGUAAGCUUGAAGAAGGACGUCUGGCUAUAGUUAAUUCAGCAAAAGAAGCUAGUGUAUUUGUGAGCCUCUUGGGGGAACAUCUCAAUAGUAACACUCCUGAUCCAAACAUUCUAUAUAUAGGCUUCAGUGACUUAAUGUUUCCGUAUCAAUAUAGGACUAUCGUCGGUCAAACUCUAGAAGAAGCUGGCUAUGCAUCAUGGAGUCCACUACAAGAAUCACUCAAAGCAUCUACAGACAAGCGAUGCGGUGCCUUAUCAAGGACUGGUUUUCUUGAAGUUACGCACUGCAACCGUCCAGCAAUGUUUCUAUGUGAAAAAGUCCUAAGUGAAGCCCCUUAACUUCAUCUCAUCAGAUACAUUUCUUUUCAAUUAAACGAUCUUGUAUUCUUAAAAUAAUGGACAAGUUAACAAUAUUCGUAUGUACUAGUAUAAAAGGCAAAGAAUUAAAAAAACGUAUAAACAAAGUAAAAAAUCUGUUCUAGCAUUUUCCCGUCGGAUUUUACAAAAUAACACCGUAAUACCCAACAUACGUAAACAUGACACAUUUAGAAUAAAUCGAUAGCAGAUCUGACCAGUAUUAAUUGUUGUGACUCGAUGACAACUGCAGAUUUGUAUUUCAACUAAUUGUAAACGCAACUUUAAACUAGCCUUAGGUCGUAGAAUAUAGAAGCUCCCUUAUAUAUAUUGAUAUAGCAAUUAUCUGCAUAACUUAAUGAGAGAGUUAACUUUAUUGCAACAAUGAAGAAUUGGCAAACUAAGGUAAACAUCGCGAGAAAACUGGCAUUUCUUAUACCUAAAAUGUCAGGCACAGAAUGUGCUGAUCGCAUAAACAGAUCUAUAGCCGAGACCGGUUUAGCUAUUUAUUAUUUACAAUAAAUUAUAUUUAUAA